CACAAUUCUCUAGUAGCUGGUCUCCUACACAGGCUAUGCACAUGAGCCCAUUCCCUCUCUGGAUGUGGAGCUAGCUCAAGAGGAUGUACAAGUAGUCUGCUAGGACCCAAUCAUCUCCCUCUCUCUCGGCACUUGCAUAGAGGGAUGAUCUGAUCACCUAGACCUCUUAAACACACACUCUCUCACCUCCGUCCGAGACACAAGCCUAGACCUUAUGCAUGGCCGGACACAUCUGAUCAUACACAGACACACACUCCUUCGCUCUCUCACGCUCAUACACAGACACACACAGCUCUUAGUCCGACCUAGAGAGGGGGAGAGGCAUCAGCCAUCAGGGGCCUUGGAGUCCCAUCAGUAAAGCACAUGUUUCCUUUCUGUGAUUCCCCAAGCCCCAUGGACAUGCCGCUUUACCAACAGCUGCAGCUCAGCCCAGCCUCCCCAAAGCCGGACCAAUCCAGCAGCUUCUUCUACUACCCUUGCUCCCCUCCCUUCACCGCCGCCGACGCCAGCUUCCACCUCAGUUACCAUCUAGGCAGUGCCGCUGCCACCCCGCCACCCGCCGUGAUCGACUCGCCGGAGCUGCCGAUGCACCCGGUGAUGGAGCAGCCGCCGGCACCAAAGCUGGACGCCGGCAAUGCACAAGGUGCCAGCCUCGACAGGGCGGCGGCGGUGGCGAGGAAAGACCGGCACAGCAAGAUAUGCACCGCCGGCGGGAUGAGGGACCGGCGGAUGCGGCUGUCCCUCGACGUCGCCCGCAAGUUCUUCGCACUCCAGGACAUGCUCGGCUUCGACAAAGCCAGCAAGACGGUGCAAUGGCUCCUCAACACGUCCGAGGCCGCCAUCCAGGAGAUUAUGACCGAAGACGCGUCGUCGGAGUGCGUGGAGGACGGCUCCAGCAGCCUCUCCGUCGACGGCAAGCACAAGUCGGCGGAGGAGCUGGGUGGAGGAGAUCAACAGCAGAAGGGUAAUGGCCGCAACGAGGGGAAGAAGCCAGCCAAGGCAAGAAGGGCAGCGACCACCCCCAAGCCGCCUAAAUCGGGCUUUGCGCACCCGGUCCCCGACAAGGAGGCGAGGGCGAAGGCGAGGGAGAGGGCGAGAGAGCGGACGAGGGAGAAGCACCGGAUGCGGUGGGUGAAGCUUGCAUCAGCAAUCGACGUUGAGGCGGUGGCUGCGGCGAGGGACCAGCCGAGCACUAACAAUUUGAACCACCACUCAUCGUCCAGGAACAUGAUGACGAGUGCUGCAGCUGAAUUGGAGGAGAUGUGCUCAUCAACUCUCAACAAUGGAGGAAGGACGCAAGAAAUCUCAACCGCGAACGAGGCAGACGACGUGAUCCUAGCCUUCGGCCAUGGAGGAUAUGGCGGCAGCAACUACUUGUGCCAAGAACAAUGGGAGCUCGGUGGAGUCGUCUUUCAGAACUCACGGUUCUACUGAACACGAGCACCACCAACGUACGGUACUAGAACUAGUCUCUGCAGUUACACAUAUCCUUGCCCCAUCCCAUGAGCUCGUCAAUAAUUUCUUGCGUUAAUAUGUGUGUAUUUCUCUUUCUCGCCUUCGUAAUUGACUGUGUGACGAUGAACCUGGUUUGGUCAUCGCAUGAUGUAUUAUGCCAGCAUGCACUCUGUUGAUUCAUUAAUGGUAUCUAAUCUAUGUUAACUUUUGU
Phragmites australis (common reed) is the source of this 1666-nucleotide messenger RNA. RefSeq names its product transcription factor TEOSINTE BRANCHED 1-like. Bases 364 to 1434 code for a protein of 356 amino acids. Gene Ontology annotation, cellular component: nucleus. The record is from RefSeq and is a predicted model, not a curated record. Gene Ontology annotation, molecular function: DNA-binding transcription factor activity; sequence-specific DNA binding. NCBI's taxonomy places the organism in Eukaryota, Viridiplantae, Streptophyta, Magnoliopsida, Poales, Poaceae. The transcript has a single exon. Gene Ontology annotation, biological process: regulation of secondary shoot formation.